Messenger RNA from Daktulosphaira vitifoliae (grape phylloxera), 1938 nucleotides. RefSeq lists its product as uncharacterized. The coding region runs from base 85 to 1791 and encodes 568 amino acids. The record is from RefSeq and is a predicted model, not a curated record. Lineage: Eukaryota; Metazoa; Arthropoda; Insecta; Hemiptera; Phylloxeridae. The transcript is spliced from 2 exons.
UUAUAGUUAAGACAUUUGCGUUUAUUGAUCUAAAAUCUUCUUAAGUUUCAAACGUGAAAUUUUACACAUAAGUAUUUUUUUACAAUGAAAUUUUAUUCGUUUAUUUUAAUAUCCAUUGCCAUUUUCGUGUCGCAACCAGAUGAAGGAGUUCAUUGCAAAAGUUAUCAUAUAGAAUAUAAAAAUUAUAUUGAAAGAGUGAUAAGUUACAUUUAUUCACAAAUUAUAUCGUAUCAAAAACAAGAUUCAAAUAAUACUACUGGUAUGGAGGAAACUAUCCAACCUAAAACAAACCCACGUGAUUUCACACAAAAAUAUCAUUAUACAAUAAGUAUACUAAAUUUCAAUUACAUUCAAAUACUGCACGAAUACCGUUAUUACAUGAAAAUAAUCAUUAAUCAAUGUAUUGAAUUUAAAAAAGAAAAUUUAUUGGAAAAUUUUAUUGAUUGUGUAAUGUUUCUUGAAAAACAAGUGAAAAAUUCCAAGACUAUGUUUGAAAAAUUCUAUAAUGCUGUGAAGUUUAUUAGCUACAUAGAUAUAAGAUUUUUGUUUUCUGAAGGAGCCGUGACACAUGCUAUAACUGAUGAAAUGGACUUUAUAUAUCAAUAUCUCUUAGAAAAAAAUAAAGAGGACUCUUCUGAUCUCAAAAGAUUACCAUAUUAUAUCUCUGAAUAUAAGUUUAAGAAUAUUGAAUCCUUUAAUGUAAAUUUAUAUUGGAAAAUAUUCGAUUUUAAUACAAACUUUUUUAAACAAAAUAAAAUCUUGGACAUUUAUAUAAAUAGUGAUGUGGACAAAUUGAAUAUUGCAAAAUUACCUCAGAGAAGAAGAUCUUAUGCUAUACUUUCAAAAAAAAGUGAACUUCUUACUAUAUUUUAUAACGAAAAUAUAGAAAUUUGGUACAACAAUCUAGGCUUUGAGCAAUUUCUCAAUCCCACAGCAGCGGAAUUCAUACCUCCAAUAGAUCCAGAUACAAAUCAAAAUGAUGGAAUAGAAGCUCUUAAUAUUAUUCGUAAACAAUCUGGUUGGGAAAAAAUGAACCACAUUAGUAUAGUUUAUUUUGGUAGAAAAAUUAGUGUAGGUCGUAUUAUAAAUGAUGAAGUUAAUAACAUAAAUUUCCGAAUAAAAAAAGAACAUGUAUCACAAUUAUUAAGAUGCAGAUUUACAGAAAUAAUGAAAAACUAUCGUACAUUAUUAUCUGCUAUGUUAUGUAUAUGCAGUAAAGAUGCAUAUCAUUAUUACCAUAAUUGUUUGAUUGAAUUAUUUAGCUCAUUCGUUAAAUCAAAAAAAAUGCAUGAAGAUUUGUAUGAAGCUUUAGUUACUUUAAAUAAAUCAUCAAUAUGGAGUGUUCAUUUGAGCUCUAAAUCUAGUUUAUAUAACAUUUUUAUUUGGGUUAAAGGAUUUCUCAAUUUAUUGGAGAACAAUGAUUUUUCUCAAAAAAAUUUCAUUAUUUCACCUGAUAAUAAUAAUACCGAUUUGGUUGAACAAUUUCUAAUAAUUUUUAAAAAACAUUUUAAUUCAUUUAGUUCUCAUUUAUCAAGCGAAUUGAGUCACUAUGACUCCCGGUGUUCUAUGUAUUUAAAAUUUAAAGAUGUUUCGGAAUAUGUAGACUAUUUUAGGAAUCCAGAAAAUAUAUCAAUUAAUUUUAAUCCUGAAUUUUCAAACCAAAUUAUGCUUAACGCAUGCAAUUUUUAUGACAGUUUUUGUGAAAAUGUCAGCAAAUUUUGUUAUGAAGAUCUGGGUUUUAAAAAAAUUUUACACUGUAAAAAUAAAAUAUUAGACAGAAAACUUCAUUAAUUUAUCUCUUAUUUACUAAAAUCUCAACUUGCAUAUUGAUCUUUAUCUUAGCGAUUGUUUUACUUCCGGACAUAAAUAUAUGGUUUACAGAAUAUUUUAUUAAUAUACAUUUAAUACUGUAUCAUUUUAUUGAGCAAUAUAAUCUUU